Lacerta agilis (Sand lizard) is the source of this 3929-nucleotide messenger RNA. RefSeq names its product inositol polyphosphate phosphatase like 1 (gene INPPL1). Gene Ontology annotation, molecular function: protein binding; phosphatase activity. The record is from RefSeq and is a predicted model, not a curated record. Gene Ontology annotation, biological process: phosphatidylinositol dephosphorylation. The coding region runs from base 1 to 3894 and encodes 1297 amino acids. The transcript has 28 exons. Lineage: Eukaryota; Metazoa; Chordata; Lepidosauria; Squamata; Lacertidae.
AUGGCGGGCGCAGCAGGGGCCGCCGCGCUGCAGCAACAGCAGCCGCCGCCUCCUCCUCCUCCCGGGGCCCCUCCGUCGUGGUACCACAAGGAUCUGAGCCGCGCUGCGGCCGAAGAGCUCCUGGCCCGCGCGGGGCGCGACGGCAGCUUCUUGGUGCGCGACAGCGAGAGCGUGGCCGGAGCCUACGCCCUGUGCGUGCUAUUCCAGAAGCAUGUCCACACCUACCGGAUCUUGCCGGACGAAGAGGAUUUCCUGGCCGUGCAGACAUCUCAAGGGGUCCAGGUGAGGCGGUUCAAGACCCUGAGCGACCUCAUCACCCUCUACCUGCAGCCGAACCAAGGCCUCGUCUGCACGCUGCUCUUCCCUGUGGAACGGGAGAAGGACAAGGAGAAUGCGGAGGACAGGGACUACUCAGAUGGGGAAGACGAGAAGCCCCCGCUGCCGCCCCGAUCCGGGUCCACCAGCCUUCCUAUUGGGAGCACUGCCGCCGGCCUGGCUAGCAACGCCCCUGCUGUGCAGGACGGAACACUUGAAAGCAGCACCAACGGGCUCAGCACCGUUUCCCAUGAGUACCUGAAAGGCAGUUACUCCCUGGACCUGGAGGCUGUGAAGGCUGGUGCCAGCAGCCUCCCCCACCUGAACAAAACCCUGGUCACUUCCUGCAAACGCCUGCACAGCGAGGUGGACAAGGUUUUGUCUGGCUUGGAGAUCCUGUCUAAGGUGUUUGACCAGCAGAGCUCCCCAAUGACCUCCUGGAUCUUGCAGCAGACCGCCAGCCAAACCGGAGAGCAAGAGUUGGAAAGCCUCAUCUUGAAGCUAUCCGUCUUGAAGGACUUCCUGUCCAGUAUUGAGAAAAAGGCCUUGAAAGCUCUCCAGGACAUGAGUUCCACAGCCCAGCCUGGCCUCGCCCUGCCUUCUUCGCGGAAAGCUAAGAGCAUUCCUGUCCAGGCAUUUGAGGUGAAGCUGGACCUGACCUUGGGCGACCUCACGAAGAUCGGGAAAUCUCAGAAGUACACCUUGAGCGUGGAUGUGGAAGGUGGGAAGCUUGUUGUGCUGAAGAAGCAGAAGGACUCCCAGGAAGACUGGAACACCUUUGCUCACGACAAAAUCCGCCAGCUGAUAAAAUCUCAGCGGGUGCAGAAUAAGCUGGGAAUCGUCUUCGAGAAGGAGAAGGAGAAGACUCAGCGGAAGGACUUCAUCUUCGUUAGUGCCAGGAAGCGCGAGGCCUUCUGCCAACUCCUGCAGCUGAUGAAGAACAGACAUUCGAACCAGGACGAGCCGGACAUGAUAUCCAUCUUCAUUGGCACAUGGAAUAUGGGCAGCGUGCCGCCUCCCAAGAACAUCACCUCCUGGUUCGCCUCGAAGGGUCUGGGCAAGACGCUGGACGAGAUGACGGUCACCAUCCCCCACGACAUCUACGUCUUUGGCACCCAGGAGAACUCCAUGGGAGACAAGGAGUGGGUGGACUUUUUGCGCGGAGUCCUCAAGGAGUUCACGGAAAUAGAGUACCGUCCGAUCGCCAUGCAGUCCCUGUGGAACAUCAAAAUAGCCGUCCUGGUGAAACCAGAACAUGAGAACCGCAUCAGCCAUGUGAGCACCUCCAGCGUGAAAACCGGGAUCGCCAACACUCUGGGCAAUAAGGGGGCUGUCGGGGUCUCCUUCAUGUUCAACGGCACGUCGUUCGGGUUUGUGAACUGCCACCUCACCUCCGGCAACGAGAAGACAGCCAGGAGGAACCAGAAUUACUUGGACAUCCUGCGUCUCCUCUCCCUGGGCGACAAGCAGCUCGGCUCCUUUGACAUCUCCCUCCGCUUCACUCACCUCUUCUGGUUUGGCGACCUCAACUACCGCCUGGACAUGGACAUUCAGGAGAUCCUCAGCUACAUCAAUCGCAAGGAAUUUGAGCCGCUCCUCAGGGUGGAUCAGCUCAACCUGGAGAAGGAGAAGCACAAGAUCUUCCUGCGAUUCAGCGAGGAGGAGAUCACCUUCCCCCCCACGUACCGCUACGAGAGGGGCUCCCGGGACACCUACGUCUGGCAUAAACAGAAGCCCACCGGGGUACGGACAAACGUUCCCUCCUGGUGCGACCGCAUCCUCUCGAAGUCCUAUCCAGAGACCCACAUCAACAGCAACUCUUACGGAUGCACGGACGACAUUGUGAGCAGCGACCACUCCCCUGUCUUUGCGGCAUUUGAAGUUGGGGUCACGUCCCAGUUUGUUUCCAAGAAAGGUCUCUCUAAAUCUUCAGACCAGGCCUACAUUGAGUUCGAGAGCAUCGAGGCGAUUGUGAAGACGGCUAGCAGGACCAAAUUCUUCAUAGAGUUCUACUCUGCCUGCCUAGAAGAAUUCAAGAAGAGCUUUGAGAACGAUUCGCAGAGCAGUGACAACAUCAACUUCUUGAAAGUGCAGUGGUCGUCCCGGCAGCUGCCGACGCUCAAGCCCAUCCUCUCCGACAUUGAAUACCUUCAAGACCAGCACAUCCUCUUGACGGUCAAAUCUCUGGAUGGCUACGAGUCCUAUGGCGAGUGUGUCAUUGCCCUCAAGUCCAUGAUUGGCAGCACUGCCCAGCAGUUCCUCACCUACCUGUCCCACCGUGGCGAGGAGACGGGCAACAUCCGUGGCUCCAUGAAGGUGCGGGUCCCAGCGGAGCGGAUGGGGACCCGCGAGAGGCUCUACGAAUGGAUCAGCGUCGAUAAGGACGAGACGGGAGCCGCCAAAGGGAAACUUCAGCCGGUGGCAACGCGGACCAACCUCGACUACACCAAAUCUGUGGGGCGCAAACAUUCCCCUGGGGACGCCCCGGCGAUGGCCGCCUGCCCCGUUGGGAAGCUCUUAGAUGAUCUGGAGAAGCCCGGCACCCAGACAGCCAGCCGCCCACCGGCUCCCCAUCGCGGCACCUCCAGAGACGCCGAGGUAUCCCAGGGCCGGACGCCCCCACGGAUCCCGACGGGCCCCCCCCCGAAAAACAGCUUCAACAACCCGGCCUACUACGUCCUGGAGGGGGUCCCACACCAGCUGCUGGUCUCGGAGCUGCCCCCGGUGACGGCGGCCAAGCCCCCGGCCCCCAGGAACAAAGUCCAGAUCACGGUGCCCGUCCAGGCUGAGCACCGGCGGCCGCAGCAACCCCCCUGCCGGGCGGAGGAGAGCUCGGAGGAGGAGGAGCAAGGGGUCCUCAACCUGCCGCCCCCCGACUUCCCGCCACCCCCCUUGCCCAAGCUGGUGGAGUUUGACGUCUCCGGGGACUCCUUCUACACGCCUGCGGGGACCCGGGGGGAAGAGCACGGGGGGAGCAAGCCCCGAGCGACCGUGGCCUUCAACGAGCCCCUGGAAGCCAAGCCCCCCAAGGUGCACCCGAGGCCGGCUCCGUCCCUGGGGCCAGGCUUCCUGAUGGAGCCCCCCAAUGCCCCCCAGGGGCCAGGGGGGCCCCUGGACGACCGCUCCUGCUCCGUCCUCCAGAUGGCCAAGACCCUCAGCGAGGUGGACUAUGCCGGCGGCAGCAACGGCGGAGCGCUGGGGAGGGAGCAGUCGGGGCGGCCCCCGGCCCACCCCCUGACCAAAGCGAGGCUGGAUCUGCCCCACCACCGGGGCAUGCACCCCGACUACAGCCGGCCCAUCGCCUUCCCGCCACGGUCCAUUCGCGAGAGCAUCGAGGAAGACUUGGCAGGAGAGACCCUUAGCCAGGACGGCCGCAGCAGCUCCAGGCAGAGUGAGUCCAGUGUGGGCGAGUGGCUGAGAGCGAUCGGCAUGGAGAGAUACGAGGAGGGCUUGAUCCACAACGGCUGGGACGACCUAGAGUUCCUCAGCGACAUCACCGACGAGGACUUGGAAGAAGCUGGCAUGAUGGACCCCAAGCACAAGCGCCUCGUUCUCGAGAGCCUGAGGCUCAGGAAGUAGCGGGAAUUUCCCUGCCGCCGUCCGUCCCCCCGCAG